UUCAUCUACAAAGCGGCAAAAAUAAGCCAACCGUCUACUAUGUGUCUCUCGUGAUUCGUGAUUCGUGAUUCGUAGACGCCAUUUCCUCCGGUUUUCCCUUUUUCCUUUCCCUGUGCUUCACAGGUCUCAUUCAAUUCUCCGAUUUUCCUCCAUUUCCGUUUAGAGGUAAAUUGUGACAAAAAGGGGAAUGGAUUCAGAAGAUGACAUGCAUGAUGCGAACGAUUUGGAAUCUUUAGACGAUUUUUACAGCGGUGAUACUGCUAUUGAUUCUGAUGAUGCUGUUGAUGGUGAUUACGAAUUUAUUGAUAAUGAUUCUGAUGAUGAUUAUGAUGAUCACAGUUCUCAUCGUAAUCAGCCAAACUAUACCAUAUUGAGUGAAGCUGAUAUACGUCGAUGGCAAGAGGAUGAUAUUAUGAAUAUAUCAACUGUGCUUUCAAUUUCAAAGGUUGAAGCUAGUAUUCUUUUACGCCACUAUAAUUGGAGUGUCAGUAAAGUACAUGAUGAAUGGUUUGCUGAUGAAGAGAAAGUCCGUAAAACAGUCGGUCUACUUGAAAGACCUGUUGCUGACUAUCCAAAUGCAAGAGAAUUGACUUGUGGAAUUUGUUUCGAGAGCUUUCUAAAACCUAUGAUGAGUGCCGUUGCAUGUGGCCACCCAUUUUGUAACACGUGUUGGACAGGUUACAUAGGUACUUCUAUCAAUGAUGGACCUGGAUGCCUGAUGUUGCGGUGUCCUGAUCCAUCAUGUAAUGCUGCUGUGGGCCAGGACAUGAUAAAUUUGCUGGCUUCCGAAGAUGACAAGGAAAAGUAUGCACGGUACCUUCUUCGAUCUUACGUUGAAGACAAUAAGAAGGCCAAAUGGUGCCCUGCUCCUGGUUGCGACUAUGCUGUUGAUUUUGUUGUUGGUAGUGGAUGUUAUGAUGUAACCUGCCGCUGUUCACAUGGAUUUUGUUGGAAUUGUACUGAAGAAGCUCACCGACCUGUUGAUUGUGGCACAGUGUGCAAGUGGAUUAUGAAAAAUAGUGCAGAGUCUGAAAACAUGAAUUGGAUAUUAGCCAACUCCAAGCCAUGCCCCAAGUGCAAGCGGCCGAUUGAGAAAAACCAAGGAUGUAUGCAUAUUACAUGUACGCCUCCCUGUAAAUUUGAAUUUUGCUGGCUUUGUCUUGGUGCUUGGUCUGAGCAUGGUGAGAGAACAGGGGGUUUCUAUGCAUGCAACCGCUAUGAAACUGCCAAGCAAGAGGGAGUGUACGAUGAAUCAGAAAAACGUAGAGAGAUGGCCAAAAAUUCAUUAGAGAGAUAUACCCAUUAUUAUGAGCGUUGGGCAAGCAACCAAACCUCUAGGCAAAAAGCACUUCAAGACCUUCAACAGAUGCAAAGUGUGCAUCUGGAGAAACUGAGUGACAUACAGUGUCAACCAGAGUCUCAACUUAAGUUUAUCCUCGAAGCUUGGACACAGAUUGUUGAAUGUAGACGUGUCCUGAAGUGGACUUAUGCAUACGGAUAUUAUUUGCCUGAGCAUGAACAUGCUAAGAGACAAUUUUUCGAGUAUUUACAGGGUGAGGCAGAGUCUGGUUUGGAGCGUCUUCAUCAAUGUGCAGAGAAGGAGCUUCAAGUGUACCUCAAUGCUGAUGGUCCAUCCAAAGAAUUCAAUGAGUUCCGUACAAAGCUAGCUGGUCUUACAAGCGUAACAAGAAAUUAUUUCGAGAACCUCGUGCGUGCCCUAGAAAAUGGUCUAUCAGAUGUGGAUGCACAUGGCGCUAGCAGCCGUUCCACAAGCUCAAAGAACCUAGGUGGGAGCAAGAGCAGAAAUGGAAGGGGCAGGGGCGCAUCAUCAAAACCCAGUAGUUCUAGUAGGAAUGUAGAUGAUUCAAGCCACUGGUCAUGUGAACAUUGUACAUUUGCCAAUGUCAAAUCUGCUACCAUUUGUCAGAUGUGUCAUAAUAGACGUUGAAUUAUGCCCUAUACUGUCGGAGCUCACCUUGAGGAGAAAUUGUUGAUUCAAACUCUUCAUCAAUUGGUUAGGCAUCAGAUGGCAAUAAAUGAUGCCCUAAUGAUUGUGGCUCACUUGUUCCCAACCGUCCAUGCGUAUGAGGUGGUGACCUGAUUUCAUACAGAAAUUGCAAGGGUGAUAAAUUGUUGGAAGAGGAAGAUGCCAUGUUUGUAUGUUUCAACGUUAUAGUUUGAGCUGUGUAUAUAGUUCCAUUUGUCGUGGCUGUGCUUGGAUCCUAACCAGCUAUAAUUUAAACAUUUACACUGUUAAACUGUUAUUCUGUACGAUGGCCCGAGCCUUUCAGCCUUGUUGUAAUAGUGAUUAAAAAGUGUUCUAUAGUGCCUGAGCCUUUAAGCCAGGUUGAAUAGUGAAAAGAAGUUGUAACUGUACUUUUUAACAUCUGCUUGCUUUGGCUUUUCGGUGUCAUUCUCAAUAAAGCACUUCACAGUAUCAACUAUGUUAUUUGA
Messenger RNA from Amaranthus tricolor (Joseph's coat), 2454 nucleotides. Its product is annotated as probable E3 ubiquitin-protein ligase ARI8. The coding region runs from base 188 to 1948 and encodes 586 amino acids. Gene Ontology annotation, biological process: protein polyubiquitination; positive regulation of proteasomal ubiquitin-dependent protein catabolic process; ubiquitin-dependent protein catabolic process. The record is from RefSeq and is a predicted model, not a curated record. Gene Ontology annotation, cellular component: cytoplasm; ubiquitin ligase complex. The transcript is spliced from 16 exons. Gene Ontology annotation, molecular function: zinc ion binding; ubiquitin protein ligase activity; ubiquitin conjugating enzyme binding. NCBI's taxonomy places the organism in Eukaryota, Viridiplantae, Streptophyta, Magnoliopsida, Caryophyllales, Amaranthaceae.